This is a messenger RNA of Limanda limanda (common dab), 4581 nucleotides long. It is a transcript of the gene adgrl1a, whose product is annotated as adhesion G protein-coupled receptor L1a. Gene Ontology annotation, cellular component: presynaptic membrane; postsynaptic density; axon. The transcript is spliced from 26 exons. The record is from RefSeq and is a predicted model, not a curated record. Gene Ontology annotation, molecular function: carbohydrate binding; latrotoxin receptor activity; G protein-coupled receptor activity. The coding region runs from base 1 to 4581 and encodes 1526 amino acids. Lineage: Eukaryota; Metazoa; Chordata; Actinopteri; Pleuronectiformes; Pleuronectidae. Gene Ontology annotation, biological process: heterophilic cell-cell adhesion; adenylate cyclase-activating G protein-coupled receptor signaling pathway; cell surface receptor signaling pathway.
AUGGCUCUCGCGGUCUGGAUCAUCUGUACCUGUGCUGUCGCUUUCAGCAGCAUCGCUCCAUCAUCGCAAGCUCUGAGCCGGUCAAUGAUGCCCUUCGGCUUGAUGCGUCGGGAGCUGGCGUGCGAAGGCUACCCGAUCGAGCUGCGCUGCCCAGGAAGUGAUGUCAUCAUGAUCGAGACGGCCAACUACGGCCGCACCGACGACAAGAUCUGUGACGCAGACCCGUUCCAGAUGGAGAACGUGCAGUGCUACCUGCCAGACGCCUUCAAGAUCAUGUCCCAGAGGUGUAAUAACCGCACUCAGUGUGUGGUGGUCGCCGGGUCCGAUGUGUUCCCGGACCCCUGCCCCGGGACCUACAAGUACCUGGAGAUCCAGUAUGAGUGUGUCCCUUACAAAGUGGAUCAAAAAGUCUUUGUGUGCCCGGGGACGCUGCUGCGGGUGCAGGCCGCCAGCUCCCUGCAGGAGGCGGAGCACCAGGCGGGGGCGUGGUGCAAGGACCCGCUGCAGUCUGGGGACCGCCUGUACGUCAUGCCCUGGACCCCCUACCGCACCGACAUGCUGUACGAGUACGCCUCCUGGGAAGACUUCAAACAGAACCGAGCCACCACCACCUACAAGUUGCCCAACAGAGUUGACGGCACGGGGUUUGUGGUGUAUGAUGGGGCGGUGUUUUACAACAAGGAGCGCACCCGGAACAUCGUCAAGUACGACUUACGAACGCGCAUCAAGAGCGGCGAGGCCAUCAUCACAAACGCCAACUACCAUGACACGUCCCCCUACCGCUGGGGGGGGAAGUCGGACAUCGACCUGGCUGUGGAUGAGAACGGCCUCUGGGUGAUCUACGCCACGGAGUCCAACAACGGACGACUUGUGGUCAGCCAGGUGAACCCUUACACCCUGCGUUUCGAAGGCACGUGGGAGACCAGCUUCGACAAAAGGAUGGCGUCCAACGCCUUCAUGGCCUGCGGCGUGCUGUACGCGGUGCGCUCGGUGUACCAGGACGAUGACAGUGAGGCGGGCGGCGACCUGGUGAUGUACGCCUACAACACCAACCACGGCCGCGAGGAGCCCGUGAACAUCGCCUUCCCCAACCCUUACCAGUACGUCUCCUCCGUGGACUACAACCCGCGGGACAACCAGCUCUACGUCUGGAACAACUACAACGUGCUGCGCUACCCGCUGGAGUUUGGACCCCCAGACCCCACCUCAGGGCCUUUGACCACCGCCCCAGUGUCCACCACUGUUGCAGCCAAGCCGUCCACCUCCAGCGCCAGCCCCUCCACCGCCCGCCCGGUGGCGCCCACCUCGCGCCCAAUCGGCUCCAUCAACAAGCACCCCGAUCUUCGACCAAUCACAGCCACCGUGCCCGUCACCCGCCGGCCACCCCCGCCUCCGCCCCAGGGCCCGGAGCUUCAUGUGUGCGAGGCGAAGCGGGUCCGUGGCGUGGACUGGCCCACCACGCAGCGAGGAGAGACCGUGGACCGCCCGUGUCCCAAAGGAUCUCUAGGUAUCGCUUCGUUCCAGUGCUUGGCGGAGCAGGUCAUGUGGAACCCGCGGGGGCCUGACCUGAGUAACUGCACCUCCCCGUGGGUCAACCAGGUGGCCCAGAAGAUAAAGAGCGGUGAGAACGCUGCCAACAUUGCCGGAGAGCUGGUGAACCACACGCGGGGUCGGAUCCAGGCCGGAGACGUCAGCUCGUCCGUGCGACUCAUCGAGCAGCUGCUGGACAUCCUGGACGCCCAGCUUCAGGCCCUGAGGCCUGGAAACAAAGAGUCGGCUGGACGGAACUACAACAAGUUCCAGAAGCGGGAGCGGACCUGUCGGGCCUACAUCCAGGCGGUGGUGCAGACCGUGGACAACCUGCUGCGUCCCGAGGCCCUGGAGUCGUGGCAGGACAUGAACAGCACCGAGCAGGCGCACACGGCCACCAUGCUCCUGGACGUCCUGGAGAAAGGAGCGUUCCUGCUCGCCAACAACAUGUACGGGAAUCGCUUCUCCGAUCGAACGCCCAGCAUCGACCUGGAGGUGCACGUCCUGAACACGGAGAUGGACCUGCAGGACUUGUCCUUCCCACAGAACUACGCCAGCGACAGCACCAUCCAGCUCUCGGCCUCCACCAUCAAACAGUACAGCCGCAACGGACAAGUCAAGGUGGUGUUCAUCCUCUAUAAAAACUUGGGGUCCUUCCUGUCCACUGAGAACGCCACCGUGAAAAUGGAAAUGGAGGGCCCAGGUCACGAUAAGAGGCGGCUGGCGGUCAACUCGCACGUCAUCGCGGCCUCAAUCAACAAAGAGUCCAACAGAGUGUUCCUCACCGAGCCGGUGGUCUACACCCUCAAACAUCUGGAGAUGGAGAAUUAUUACACUCCCAACUGCUCCUUCUGGAACUACUCGGAGCGCUCCAUGACGGGUCAGUGGUCGUCCCAGGGCUGCCGGCUGCUGGACGCCAACAGCACGCACACCACCUGCUCCUGCAGCCACCUCACCAACUUCGCCGUGCUGAUGGCGCACCACGAGCCCGACUACCAGGGGCGCAUGCAUGAGCUGAUCCUGUUUGUGAUCACCUGGGUGGGGAUCGUCAUCUCCCUGGUGUGUCUGGCCAUCUGCAUCUCCACCUUCUGCUUCCUGCGCGGCCUGCAGACCGACCGCAACACCAUCCACAAGAACCUCUGCAUCAACCUCUUCAUCGCCGAGCUGCUCUUCCUCAUCGGCAUCGACAAGACGGAAUACCACAUCGCCUGUCCCAUCUUUGCUGGCCUUCUGCAUUUCUUCUUCUUGGCUGCCUUCUCCUGGAUGUGUCUGGAGGGCGUGCAGCUCUAUCUCAUGCUGGUGGAAGUCUUUGAGAGCGAGUACUCCCGCAAAAAGUACUACUAUCUGUUCGGCUACUGCUUCCCGGCGCUGGUGGUGGGCAUCUCGGCCGCCAUAGACUACAGGAGCUAUGGGACCAAGAAAGCAUGCUGGCUGCGAGUGGAUAACUACUUCAUCUGGAGCUUCAUUGGACCUGUUUCAUUUGUUAUUAUGCUCAACCUCAUUUUCCUCAUAAUCACUUUACACAAGAUGGUUCGCAACUCCUCAGCCCUCAAACCCGACUCCAGCCGCCUGGAUAACAUUAAGUCAUGGGCUCUGGGGGCCAUUGCUCUGCUCUUCCUCCUGGGCCUGACGUGGGCCUUUGGUCUCCUCUUCAUCAACGAGAACACGGUGAUCAUGGCGUACCUCUUCACCACCUUCAACGCCUUCCAGGGCAUGUUCAUCUUUAUCUUCCACUGUGCCCUGCAGAAGAAGGUCCAUAAGGAGUACAGCAAGUGUCUGCGUCACUCCUACUGCUGCAGCCGGACCUCCACCACCAGCUCCCAUGGAUCCCUGAAGAACUCGGGCCUGCGCGCCAACAACCGCUACUACAGCGGCAGCCAAGCUCGCCACGCCGCCGCCCACCGACAGAGUCGUAUCCGCAGGAUGUGGAACGACACGGUUCGGAAGCAGACAGAAUCUUCCUUCAUGGCGGGAGAUCUCAACAGCACCCCCACCCUCAACCGCGCAACCAUGGGCAACCACCUCCUGACAAACCCAGUGUUGCAGACUCGCACUGGAACCUCUCCUUACAACACUCUGCUGGCUGAGAGCUUCACCCCCCCCUCACCUGGGGUCUUCAACUCCACCGGAACCUUUCGUGAUCCAAAGAGCACGCUAUCCAAGGCCCGGGACCCCUGUGGGAUGGAAACUUUGCCCUUGAACGGUAACUUCAACAACAGCUACUCCCUGCGCAGCGGCCCGGGCGGCGGAGGCGGAGGCAGCUGUGACUUCCUGGGGGGGGGCGGAGGGGGCGGAGACAGUCCUCCGCCCCUCCUCAACCCCCGCGGCUCCGAGGCCCUCGGCGGCGGAGGCAUCCGGCGAAACCUCUCCGACGCGGCAGCCUUCGAGAAGAUGAUCAUCUCGGAGCUGGUGCAUAACAACCUGAGGGGGGGAGGAGGUGACGGAGGGGACAGAGGGUGUGGCAGCCUGGCCAGGGGGCGUCCUCACGGUGGCGUCGGUCGAGGGACGGUGGUCGCUGGGCCGGAGCUGUCGAUGAGCACGGACGAAGACGAGGACUUCAUGAGGGACGGGAGGCAGCGCCCCCCCCAGGAUGUGGAGCUGCUCUACAAAGCUCUGGAGGAACCGCUGCUGCUGCAGCGCGCCCAGUCGCUCCUCUACCAGAGCGACCCCGAGGAGUCAGAGAGCUACACCGCCGACCUCACCGAGAGCCUGGGCCACAGCGGCCACAGCGGCCAGAGCGCCGGCGGGCAGGGCGGCGGCGGCGGCCGGGCGCCGGACUCCCCGGCCCGGGACUCCCUGUACACCAGCAUCACCAACCUGCGGGACUCGCCCUACCCGGACAGCAGCCCGGAGCCCCUGGAGGUGGCGCCGCGCUCCGCCCAGCCCCCCGAGGAGCUGUACUACUCCUCCGGGAGGCCGGCCCUGGGCACCCGAGGCGCCCCCAUGCAGACCUUCUACCAGGUCGCGGCCCGGAGACCCAGUGGGGAGGGGCACCAGGAGCUGGGCCACGGCGAGGCCGACGGACAGAUGCAGCUGGUCACCAGCCUGUGA